Sclerotinia trifoliorum is the source of this 1903-nucleotide messenger RNA. Lineage: Eukaryota; Fungi; Ascomycota; Leotiomycetes; Helotiales; Sclerotiniaceae. The record is from the annotation of a GenBank genome assembly.
CAGGUUUACUAAAUUCUAGCAAUUUGAUCUCAUCGGGUUAUUUACAAUUCGUUCUAUUCCCACCACAAACCCUCACAUCAUAUCCCCAUGGCGUCUCGGCGGUUAGCACUAAACCUUACUCAAGGACUGCGCAACCGCGCUGCUCCCAAUGUCGUAUCAGGACUGAGAAGAGGAUUCGCGACUCCAGUGAUAAAAAAUGGCGUGAAGACAGAGACCACAACUCUUUCAAACGGUCUAACGGUAAGGCUUGGAUAUAGCUGAUGGAGGGGCAAGUGCUGAUAAGAAGAAAGAUUGCUACAGAACACUCGCCAUGGGCACAAACCUCGACAGUUGGUGUAUGGAUCGAUGCCGGUUCUCGGGCAGAAACGGACAAGACAAAUGGCACAGCUCAUUUCUUGGAGCAUCUUGCCUUCAAGGUAUGCUUCGACUUGAAUGAGAACCCUCUAGAUGGACUUACAAUGAGAAUAGGGAACUAGCAACCGAACACAGCAUCAAUUGGAAUUGGAAAUUGAGAACAUGGGUGGCCACUUAAAUGCCUAUACUUCCGUAUGUUUACAUUUACUUGGAAAGAGCAGGAAUUUUGCUAAUGGUAUGGAAAGCGUGAAAACACAGUUUACUACGCCAAGGCAUUCAACUCUGACGUACCAGCAACUGUCAACAUUCUUUCCGAUAUUCUCCAAAACUCCAAACUCGAACCUUCGGCAAUCAACAGAGAGCGUGAUGUUAUCUUAAGAGAAUCCGAGGAGGUCGACAAGCAAUUGGAGGAAGUCGUUUUCGAUCACUUACACGCAACCGCUUUCCAAGGACAACCUUUAGGACGCACAAUUUUGGGCCCCGCUGAAAACAUCCAAUCCAUUCAAAGAGAGGAUUUGGUAAACUACAUUAAGACAAACUACACUGCCGAUCGUAUGGUUCUCGUUGGUGCCGGAGGUGUUCCUCACCAGCAACUCGUUGAACUCGCUGAGAAGCACUUUGCUGGUCUCGCAUCCCAACCACAUUCAGCCGCUGCUCUCGCAGCCGCCAAUGCUCAAAAGCAAAAGCCAGAAUUCAUUGGUUCCGAGAUCAGAAUCCGUGACGACACUAUCCCAACUGCCAACAUUGCCAUUGCCGUUGAGGGAGUCAGCUGGAAGGAUGAUGAUUACUUUACUGCUUUGGUUACUCAAGCUAUUGUUGGUAACUGGGAUAAAGCCAUGGGCAACGCUCCUCACAUGGGAAGCAAGCUCAGUGGUUUCGUCCACAAGAACGAUUUGGCCAACAGCUUUAUGAGUUUCUCAACAAGUUAUAGCGAUACUGGACUCUGGGGUAUCUAUCUGGUCACCGACAAGGCUACCCGUAUCGACGAUUUAGUUCACUUUACUCUCAGAGAAUGGUCUCGUCUAUCAUACAACGUUACUGAGGCCGAAGUUGAGCGUGCCAAAGCCCAACUCAAGGCAUCCAUUCUUCUUUCCUUAGAUGGUACCACUGCUGUAGCCGAGGAUAUUGGAAGACAAAUUAUCACCACUGGACGCCGUAUGGGACCAGAGGAGAUUGAGCGUGUUAUUGGAGCCAUCAGCGAGAAGGAUGUUAUGAGCUUUGCGCAAAGGAAAUUGUGGGAUCAAGACAUCGCAAUCAGUGCUGUUGGAUCAAUUGAAGGUAUGUCUAUCAAAUUUAUUUCACUGUUUUUUCUUCCAAAUUACUGACAAAUUUAGGUCUCCUCGACUACCAACGUAUAAGAAACGACAUGAGCAGAAUGGCAUCAUAGAUUGGGAUUUAGAUGGGUUUGGGGCAUGAGCGUGUAUGAUGCGGGGUUUGUUGUACACAUAGAUCCUCAAUAAAAUUUGCUCAUUUUGUUCAGACGACCUGAGACAUGGAUAUCGCCAAAGUCAUAAUUAUGAAUAAAACAACUAUGAAGACAAUGAAGAUG